Molecule: messenger RNA, 1553 nt
Organism: Prunus mume (Japanese apricot)
Lineage: Eukaryota; Viridiplantae; Streptophyta; Magnoliopsida; Rosales; Rosaceae
Product: actin
Source: RefSeq, a predicted model, not a curated record
UAAAAGGCGAAUAUGAGGUGGGGUUUGAGGUCUAAAUUUUGAACCCUAAGGCGCGCACCGCUGUUUAGAUCCGAGUGUUCCUUCGUCGACGCCAAAUCAAAGUUGAUACGUCUCUACAGCUGGUAUUAGAAAAAUGGCCGACGCUGAGGAUAUUCAACCACUUGUGUGUGACAAUGGGACAGGAAUGGUUAAGGCUGGGUUUGCUGGAGAUGAUGCUCCAAGGGCUGUCUUUCCUAGCAUUGUUGGCCGCCCACGUCACACAGGUGUGAUGGUUGGCAUGGGUCAAAAGGAUGCAUAUGUUGGGGAUGAGGCUCAGUCUAAGCGUGGUAUAUUGACUUUGAAAUACCCGAUUGAACAUGGUAUUGUGAGCAACUGGGAUGAUAUGGAGAAGAUUUGGCAUCAUACUUUCUACAAUGAACUACGUGUGGCUCCAGAAGAACAUCCAGUUCUACUCACUGAAGCACCUCUGAACCCAAAGGCUAAUCGUGAGAAAAUGACCCAAAUUAUGUUUGAGACAUUCAACACUCCUGCCAUGUAUGUAGCCAUCCAGGCUGUUCUUUCCCUCUACGCCAGUGGUCGUACAACUGGUAUUGUUCUGGACUCUGGAGAUGGUGUCAGUCACACUGUCCCCAUUUAUGAGGGAUAUGCUCUCCCGCAUGCUAUCCUUCGUCUUGACUUAGCAGGUCGUGACCUCACCGAUGCCCUUAUGAAAAUUUUGACGGAGCGUGGUUAUUCCUUCACCACCACAGCUGAGCGUGAAAUUGUCAGGGAUAUGAAGGAGAAGCUUGCAUAUAUUGCCCUUGAUUAUGAGCAGGAGCUUGAAACGUCAAAGACUAGUUCUUCUGUUGAGAAAAGCUAUGAAUUGCCUGAUGGGCAGGUGAUCACCAUUGGUGCCGAGCGUUUCCGCUGCCCAGAAGUACUUUUCCAGCCGUCUAUGAUUGGAAUGGAAUCUGCUGGCAUUCACGAGACCACAUACAACUCUAUCAUGAAGUGUGAUGUCGAUAUUAGGAAAGAUUUGUAUGGAAACAUUGUUCUUAGUGGUGGGUCUACCAUGUUCCCUGGCAUUGCUGACAGAAUGAGCAAAGAAAUCACAGCUUUAGCACCUAGCAGCAUGAAAAUCAAGGUUGUUGCUCCACCUGAGAGGAAGUACAGUGUCUGGAUUGGUGGAUCCAUCCUUGCAUCUCUUAGCACUUUCCAGCAGAUGUGGAUCGCAAAGGCAGAGUAUGACGAAUCUGGCCCAUCAAUUGUACACAGGAAGUGCUUCUAAGGCCCUGGCAUGGGAGUGUGUGAUGUCUAGUAUUUUACGGCACAACAAUUGCAGCUCGCAAGUUUUUACUCUACCUUUGCUUCUCUCAAAACUUCUGUGUCCAGUGUUGUUGAAACAAUGAACUACGAGAUGUGGAGGUUAUGGCAGAGAGUUGAACUGUUUAGUUGUUAUUUUUUGUAUUAAGCGUUAAACAAGUAUUCGUUCAAUGCUAAAGCCUCUGCCAUUUAUAAAUUUUUUGGUCCUCCCACCUCGCUGAUUCAAAAUCAAAUAUGCUGCCAUUUAAAUU